GGGAAAAUUAUCAAUGAUAGAUUCACAUCUCAACUUUAUAGACCAUUACAUGUAGUUACAUAUUUUUUGAAUCCUCAUCUUCGUUUUGAUCCAAAUCCUAAAAACAAUUACAAGGUUGAUAUAGAGGUUAAAAAGGGUUUAUAUGAUUGCUUGGAAAGGAUGGUGUUGAAUCAAGAUAAAAGGAAUAGAAUUGAUUCUCAAAUUGAUCUUUUCAAGGCUCGUAAGGGAACACUUGGGAGGACUUAAGCAAGAAAUAUGUGGAAUAAGAUAUUUUUAGCUAAUUGGUGGGAUUCUUAUAAAGAUAAUUGUCUUGAAUUGCAACAUUUUGCAAUUCAAAUUCUUAGUUUCACUUGCAGUUUAUCCGACUAGAAACGUAAAUGGAGUGGUUUUGAGAUGAUAAAAUUUCAUUAUCCUUUAAAUUUAGUCUAAUUAAUACUUAGUUUUUUAUAUUGUCAUAUAUUGAUUUUUCUUAAUAUUUUAUAACAAAUGAAUUGUUGUAGGUUCAAACAAAAAGGAGAAAUUGUCUACAUAAAAAAAAAAAAAAAGGGAAUGAUUUGGCAUUUGUCAUGUACAACUUGAAAUUGAAAGACAAACAAGUGAGGAAAGAUGACAAAGAAGAUGAAUUGGAGAAGCAUGAUUCAUUGGAGAGCACUUUUGUUGAUGAUGAGGAUGAUGAGGAAAAUCAAGAUGUAGAAGCUAAAGAAAACAAUGACAUGGAGGAUGCUUUUUGAGUUGUUAUUUUGAUGGUUUUUUACUAUAUGCAAUUAUUGUUUAGCUUUUAAAUUAUAUUAUGAACUAUUAAGUAUUAAGUUUGUUCAGAUAAAGAGUGUAGGCAAAUAAAAUAGUGUAUCAACAUGUAUAUUUUUAGAACACUACUGACCAAGUUGUUUAAUGCUUCUCCAAGGGUCAUAUUUGAUGGGUAUGAAAUGGUUCCAGAAAGAGAAGAGAAGGCUUUGAUGAAGGCUAUUGCAAAUUAGCCUAUGGCUAUUGCUAUUGAUUCUAGUUGCAAGGAAUUCCUAUUCUAAUCUAAGGAGUCCUUAUUGAAAGCUGUGGCACAAACCUAGACCAUGGGGUGGCAAUUGUGGGAUAUGGACAAACCUAGGAUGGAACCAAGUACUAAAUUGUGAAGAACUCA
This is a messenger RNA of Rubroshorea leprosula, 1135 nucleotides long. The record is from the annotation of a GenBank genome assembly. Lineage: Eukaryota; Viridiplantae; Streptophyta; Magnoliopsida; Malvales; Dipterocarpaceae.